This is a messenger RNA of Pseudo-nitzschia multistriata, 2517 nucleotides long. Lineage: Eukaryota; Bacillariophyta; Bacillariophyceae; Bacillariales; Bacillariaceae. The record is from the annotation of a GenBank genome assembly.
CAAACAGUACAAGGCACUCCUGCUCUGUUUCGAAUCAAGGUCCUAGCAGAAAAGGAAACAAUACGAUACUAUCCAAUACAAUACAAUACAAUACAAUACGAUACUAUCCAAUACAAUACAAUACAAUACAAUACAAUACAAUACAAUAAAAGUCAGCGAAUUACCGAAUUCCCGGCGCAGAAAUGGACAACAACAACGCAGUAUUCAACGAAGCACCGACGAUGAUGCCGUCGACAACAACGUCGCCGACAAUGUCGUUGACAAUGUAUCCGACAUCGUAUUCGUCGGUGGGCAUCAUGACGACAUUUACGGAAUCUCCCAGCAGUUCCCCAACAGAAUCUCAAAGUUUUCGCUCGCGGUAUUGGGUCCUAGGAAUGCAAUUAGAGUUGUUCUUUGGAUUUGUCUUUCUCUUGAUGCUUCUUAGGACUUGGAUCGACAAGAAGCGCGGCGAAGGCAGUGGAGGCGGCGGCAACGGAACCAACAGCGGCGAAUCCAGCGAGAACGAAGGAAUCGCCACGCAGAUAAAAAAACUGACCACCGAGGAUUGGAUACAACUGUACAACAAAACCUUCGAUUCAAACGGGAACACGACAACGUUGACGAGCGAAAACAUMGUCGGUCAUUCCAAGGAUUUCGUCGACAUCGAACUAGGAGGCCAAGGCAACGCUUCCGAUGGCGAUGGCGAGAAGAAAUACACCGGGGGCGCCGACGGCAACGACGAUAGCUCCUCUCUGUACCUGUCUCUGGACACAAACAACCUGACUAGCUCUCGCAAGUCCUUGGUUCGACUCUCGCCCGCGGAGGAUACAAAGAUUAGCGGCACCUGCAUCAUUUGCUUUGACGAAUUCGUAGCAGGCGACGAGGUCGUCUGGGCGGAAGGAAGGAAGGCUCCGAAGCACGACGGGGACGACGCGGAACAGAACCGCAACCACCACGAUUGCAAGCACGUCUUUCACAAGGAUUGCAUGGUCCGGUACCUCGCGUCCAAUUCCCACCGCCGGUUCAAAAAGUCGGCGGCCUUUGAGGGUGCGGAGGGCAUCGAGAAUCCGUGCCCGACGUGCCGCCAGCCCUUUUGCACACUCUCCGACGAGGACCUGGAGAUGGCGAUCCAGACGAAGCUGUCGCUGUUGAUGGCCGAGGAAACCGAAAACAACGCCGGCGGAGCGACACUGCCGGUGGAACAGCGGGCAUAGGCGCCAACGCAGACGGUGGUCCGACGACGAGAGAACAGAGYGGCGCACAAGCGUGUUCUGGGCUCGAUCGACCGCGGUGUCUCCCGGAGCCGCUUCGGUCUCUAUUCAUAAUACUGCUUGUAUUGUUAAAAAGCAACGUGCUCUCCGCACAACUGACUGUUCCAGAUUCGAAAAGAACCGAGGCAAAAUCUUUUUGCGUCCUUCCCACGCGAAAUCAAGGGCCGACGAAGGAAAGCAAACGAACGAACGAACGAACGAACGACAUGAAACACCAUACUGUAAUGCAGCGGAUGUCAGUAAAUUGGUACACCGCCGCAAAAAGAGAGAGUUCGGCCUCGGAAGAUCACUCGCGUCAAACAUCCACAGCAAUGUAAUACUACUGUUAAUACUUCACGAAUCGCUUCUCGACUCAAAUUUUGUUUUUGAUGCCGAAUCGACUUUUUUGCKUAGUUGAUGAUGUGAUGGCUAAUUAGAAAAGAGUUCAAGAUACGAUGCAUCUAUCCAUUGAUAUCCCCUUUCUUUGCAACUCCUKUUGUAUUGAUCGCAGUGCGCCUCCCUGCCUCUCGUCUUGCUCGGACAGAGCAAAGAUGGUUUCCCAAACUUCACAAAUUCUUGUCGCGCCUUUCGUUUKUGACURCUGGAUGAGUGCCAUAGCAAUAGCUAUUGYUCCAAGACUCGWACCAGUUCCAGCAAUACCUAUWGUUCCAAGACUCGCAUCAGUACUAGUACCCUUUGUUUUCCUUGGCCGUAUGGGACUUGUUCCUUGGGCCAAAACAUGCUGGCAAAGCUUCAAAACUGUAACUACUAGAAGAAGCCAUAGGAAACUAUGGGAGGAACUAUUCCUCUAGUGUCCUGAUUGAUCACAGCAAGCAAGAAAAAUUUAGGAAUAAGAACCAAAUCUAACAAGUAUUUGGCACUACUACUACUAGUAUCUUUGUUCAAAAGAGGCUAAUAGAGUGUAUUUUCAUGAGAAAAAUAAAAAAAAAAUUAUGAAGUAAGUAAGGGGACUUUCAAACAGGGACAGUAGCAAAAUUGAAGUCAACAGGAGAUGGUCAUAAUGGGAUGGAGGAAGCACUUGGUAGUGCAAAAUCAAUGGAACAAAGCAUAGCCAAAAACCAACAAGAAGAAGCAAUCAAUAUAUUCAUCCUGAGCAAGAAAUUUUGGAAUAUCUUCACAAGGAUUGAAUCCUUGAUGUGAGUAUAAGCACCAAACUUUCCCCUGUCUGCACACAAUUUGUUGAAAGACUACUACAAUAGUAAAAGUCAUUGUACCUAGACUGUGCUGACUUCUCAAGGUGCUAUGGACAUAAAACAAUCAUUUUUUU